AUGGAUCACGGACGCGAUCCCUGCCCCUGGGUCAUCUUCAACGACUUUGGCGGCGCUUUCUGCAUGGGCGCCAUCGGCGGCACCAUCUGGCACGGCGUCAAGGGCUUCCGCAACUCCCCCCACGGCGAGCGUCGCAUCGGCGCCAUCACGGCCGUCAAGAUGCGGGCUCCCGUGCUGGGCGGCAACUUUGGCGUCUGGGGCGGCCUCUUCUCCACGUUUGACUGCGCCGUCAAGGGCGUGCGCAAGAAGGAGGACCCCUACAACGCCAUCAUUGCCGGCUUCUUCACCGGCGGCUCGCUCGCCUUCCGCGGCGGCUUCAAGGCCGCUCGCAACAACGCCAUCGGCUGCGCCGUGCUGCUGGCCGUCAUCGAGGGCGUCGGCAUCGCCUUCUCCAAGAUGCUGUCGGGCGGCACCAAGCUCGAGGUUCCUCAGCCGCCGCCGAAUCUGGAGACCGCCAGCCUGUGA
This is a messenger RNA of Ustilaginoidea virens, 465 nucleotides long. RefSeq lists its product as uncharacterized. The transcript has 2 exons. The record is from RefSeq and is a predicted model, not a curated record. NCBI's taxonomy places the organism in Eukaryota, Fungi, Ascomycota, Sordariomycetes, Hypocreales, Clavicipitaceae. Gene Ontology annotation, biological process: protein import into mitochondrial matrix. Gene Ontology annotation, cellular component: TIM23 mitochondrial import inner membrane translocase complex; mitochondrial inner membrane. The coding region runs from base 1 to 465 and encodes 154 amino acids. Gene Ontology annotation, molecular function: transmembrane protein transporter activity.